GGUGCAGGUCUCGGCGCUUCAGUCGAUCUCCCACUUCUUGGACCAAUCGGUGCUUCCUUAGGCGGCAAUCUUGGUGGUAAUAAUGGUGCUUCUGCUGGUGGUAACGGUGGUGCUUCUUCUGGUGCAAACGGUUGGUUGGGUGGUGAUCUCGGCGCUUCAGUCGAUCUCCCACUUCUUGGACCAAUCGGUGCCUCUCUUGGCGGCAAUCUUGGUGGUAAUAAUGGUGCUUCUGCUGGUGGUAACGGUGGUGCUUCUUCUGGUGCAAACGGUUGGUUGGGUGGUGAUCUCGGCGCUUCAGUCGAUCUCCCACUUCUUGGACCAAUCGGUGCCUCUCUUGGCGGCAAUCUUGGUGGUAAUGGUGGUGCUUCUACUGGUGGGAAGCGGUUGGUUUAACGGUCACGGUGGUGCUUCUGCUGGUGGUAAUAGCGGUGCAUCCGCUGGUGUUGAUGCUGGUAUCGAUGCUGGUGGUGAUGGCGAAGUCUCAACUGGCGGAAGCGGUUGGUUUAACGGUCACGGUGGUGCCUCUGCUGGUGGUAAUAGCGGUGCAUCUGCUGGUGUUAAUGCUGGUGCAUCUGCUGGUGGUGAUGGCGAAGCCUCAACUGGUGGAAGCGGUUGGUUUAACGGUCAUGGUAGUUCUUCUGCUGGUGGUAAUGGCGGUGCAUCCGCUGGCAUCGAUGCUGGAAUUGAUGCUGGUGCAUCUGCUGGUGGUGAUGGCGAACCUUCAACUGGCGGAAGCGGUUGGUUUAAUGGUCACGGUGGUGCUUCUGCUGGUGGUAACGGUGGUGCUUCUGCUGGUGUUGAUUCUGGUGCAUCUGCUAGUGGUGAUGGCGAAGCUUCAACUGGUGGAAGCGGUUGGUUUAGUGGCCAUGGUGGUGCUUCUGCUGGUGGUGAUGGCGGUGCUUCUGCUGGAGGAAACGGUGGACUUGGUGCUGGUCUUGGCGCCUCUGUCGAUCUUCCACUUCUUGGACCAGUUGGUGCUUCCAUCGGAGGCAAUCUUGGUGGUAAUGGUGGUGCUUCUGCUGGUGGUAACGGCGGUGCUUCCACUGGUGGGAAUGGUUGGUUAGGUGGUGGUCUUGGCGCUUCAGUCGAUCUCCCAAUCGUCGGACCAGUCGGUGCUUCUCUUGGCGGUAAUCUUGGUGGUAAUGGUGGUGCUUCUGCUGGAGGAAACAGUGGACUUGGUGCUGGUCUUGGCGCCUCUGUCGAUCUCCCACUUCUUGGACCAGUUGGUGCUUCCAUCGGAGGCAAUCUUGGUGGUAAUGGUGGUGCUUCUGCUGGUGGUCACGGUGGUGCUUCUGCUGGUGGUCACGGCGGUGCUUCCACUGGUGGGAAUGGUUGGUUAGGUGGUGGUCUUGGCGCUUCAGUCGAUCUCCCAAUCGUCGGACCAGUCGGUGCUUCUCUUGGCGGUAAUCUUGGUGGUAAUGGUGGUGCUUCUGCUGGAGGAAACAGUGGACUUGGCGCUGGUCUUGGUGCUUCUGUCGAUCUUCCACUGCUUGGACCAGUUGGUGCUUCUAUCGGCGGCAAUAUCGGUGGUAACGGUGGUGCUUCUGCUGGUGGUCACGGCGGUGCUUCUGCUGGAGAAAACGGUGGACUUGGUGCUGGUCUUGGCGCCUCUGUCGAUCUUCCACUGCUUGGACCAGUUGGUGCUUCUAUCGGCGGCAAUAUCGGUGGUAACGGUGGUGCUUCUGCUGGUGCUUCUACUGGAGUUUCUGCUGGUGCUUCUGCUGGUGGAAACGGUAAAGAGUCAGGACACUGGUCAUGGAACAACAAAAGAUUGCAAGCCGCACUUAUGGAUCAAAUAAUGGAAAACCAUUUUGAAGAUCUUCUUCAGUAAAUCUUUCAUCUAACCAAACAGUAACGACAGGACAAUGACAACAGACGGUAAACGAUUCUUGACGAACUGAUGCAGAUUAUUUUGCGGAUGUUAUGUCUCUGUUUUACUUUUGAUGUAGUAAUGUGUCUAGAUCGGAAUACAAGUUUAUGCAUACCA
Messenger RNA from Ciona intestinalis (vase tunicate), 1987 nucleotides. Lineage: Eukaryota; Metazoa; Chordata; Ascidiacea; Phlebobranchia; Cionidae. The record is from RefSeq and is a predicted model, not a curated record.